Messenger RNA from Poecilia reticulata (guppy), 519 nucleotides. The record is from RefSeq and is a predicted model, not a curated record. Lineage: Eukaryota; Metazoa; Chordata; Actinopteri; Cyprinodontiformes; Poeciliidae.
AUGAGGCCUGAGAGCCGGGAUCAGAAGGUGGAGAUGGGGCAGAUCUUUUCUGCUGCUACGUUUGUGCAGCUGCGGUCCGGGAGUUACAAGAAAGAACACUCAGAGGGAAAACAAUGCGUCACAUUUUUAAACUUGUGCAACAACUUCCUCGUGACGUCGUCGUCCAACCACUUGAGGCUUGAGCUCCUGGCUGUACCUGGCGUACUUACCCCUCCUUGGCUGCCUACCUCAAUCUUCCCCGGUGAGCUGAGGUCCAUGUCUGUCCGCCCGCCCGCCCUCCAACGCCGUCCGCUGAAUUUCCCCCCAAACACCAGCUGGUUCCGCAGCAGAUCCCCAUACCCGAAAACAUCCCGGGAAAUUCCAGUAUCCACCCCCGCUUACCUGCCGCCUGACCGAGUAAGACCGUUGCCGCUCGUUCAGAGCUCAAACAUUCCACAAGCGUUAAAACCCACCGACGUCAGCGGCGGCGUGAUCCCGCCAUCGUUUACAAUCUUCUACGAGGCUCUGCUCUGCGUCUGA